AUGCCAGUCAAUCAAAACGCAGCCAACAGUGACGAUCCCAUUUUCAUUAUUGACGCCGACUGCUGCAUUGUAGACACACACACCGCUCUCAUCAACUGUCUCGGCGCCGUUUCUAACAUCGACGGCAGCCGCAUAUAUUCGCCGUGGAAGGACGCGGAACAGGAGGAACCACGGGUCGGUUCGAACGGCGGACCGGAGCGCCAGGAACACCUCGACGCAAAUAAGGGUGUAAUUGGAAACGGUGCGAUCACGCCAGCUGAGCCGGUUACGGCCGCUAAAGCGCCUCAGGAGGAAACUGUGCAUAGCCUGCCCGCGGGUGGAGCGAAGCAGCUCGCAUCGCGCAAGGAGCUCGCUCCCAAAGGAGUAGAGCGCGGCGUUUGCGCUAGUUGCAACAACGGUCCACACCAGUCUGAUACGUGCCUAGUGGCACCAGCAUCUGAGGCUGCAAAAGGCGCCAAGGUGAUUAGCACUGAACAUCAAGGAAGGUUAAGAGAGCUCAUUCGCCGGAUCCGUGACGACAGCGGUGUCCCCAACGAGGUUGUGGAGGACGCCGUUAGGACGGCCGGCUGCCUGCUCGAAGAGGCCAGGAGGGUAAAAAACGAGCGGUUCGAAUCUAUAGAUUCGGCAUUCGGAGACGCUUCCGUCGCGGUGGUGCUCAGUGACCAGCAGCACUUGCUGCACGAGUCGCUACCAUACCGAAACUGUGUCCACGUCACGCCGUUCCAGCAGUUCGUGGAGGACAUAGCACUCUCCAGCUACCAAUCAAGGGGGGAGCUGGGUGUUUUACAGAAUUUGGAAGUUGUAUUGGACAGGUUGUGCAGUGAAGCUGCCAACCUGAAGGCCUCGAGCGGGAGGGUCAUAUUCGUAUCCCAUCUCCCGGGGGCGGUUGAUCGUCUACUCAAACUAGUUGACGUGAAGGUUGGGCAGCGUGACGUAAAAAUAGAGGUUGCCCUACGAGAAAACGUAGUGAGCCGUUGCGCAAAUUGGUCUCGGGACGUGAGGUGCGUGUUGUACCCCAAAGAGAGCGUUGCGGUACAAGCUGUGGCCGCGGAACUCAGCAAAGCGCGAAAAGAGGGCGUUGCAGUUGUCCCCAAAGCCGCACUGUCAGCACCGAAAGCAACAGGGGCGCCGGCAGGGGUCACCAGCGACAAGGUCGACCUACGCUGCGAACCAGACCUGGCUAGCAUAAGGGGUCUGGGAGCAAUAUACGUAAAACUAAACAAGCCUUUGUAUAUACAAGGCACGGUCGUUAAAGGGUUCGGCAGAGGCGCUGCAUUCCUCGGCAUACCCACGGCUAAUCUGGACUGCGGUAACAUACCACAUCUCGUUCCGGGCGUGUAUUUCGGAACUUGUUGGCUAUUUGGGAAUUCGGAGGUUGGGGAAGACAAACCGCUGGCUGCGAUACUCUCCGUCGGGUUCAACCCCCAGUUCGACGACGCCAGUUACUCCGUGGAGCCGUACAUAUACCACGAGUUCAAGUUCUCGCUUCUAGGACAGCGCAUCAAACUCGCCAUCGAGGGGUUCCAACGGACAGAAGCAAAAUUCGAGUCAGUGGAGGGGCUAGUGGCGGCGAUACAGACGGACCUCGCAGAGCAUAAGAUCGUGCAACGCUGCCAAGAUGGGUGUCAUUGA
This is a messenger RNA of Babesia bigemina, 1632 nucleotides long. Its product is annotated as riboflavin kinase / FAD synthetase domain containing protein, putative. The coding region runs from base 1 to 1632 and encodes 543 amino acids. Gene Ontology annotation, biological process: FMN biosynthetic process; riboflavin biosynthetic process. Lineage: Eukaryota; Apicomplexa; Aconoidasida; Piroplasmida; Babesiidae. The record is from RefSeq and is a predicted model, not a curated record. The transcript has 2 exons. Gene Ontology annotation, molecular function: riboflavin kinase activity.